This is a messenger RNA of Racocetra persica, 195 nucleotides long. NCBI's taxonomy places the organism in Eukaryota, Fungi, Glomeromycota, Glomeromycetes, Diversisporales, Gigasporaceae. The record is from the annotation of a GenBank genome assembly.
AUGUCUUUUUUGUAUUCGUUUCUUGAAACUAUUCCAACCAUAUCUUCAACUGUGUUAAACCAUUUUACCGAAGGCCCACCUAAAAAAUCAUGGGAUCUAAAAUUUCAUUUAGCCGUAUCAAUGGUUAAAAGCGAUAUUACUUUUGGAAAAAAGUCUAUUGAACAAUAUCAAAAGGAUUUUGACAAUUUUUUCAUG